GGACCAGCUGGAGACAUGGAUGAACGGCGGCCCAUCCUCCUGGUCUUACUCUUAAUAUCCAUACCCAAUGCCCUACUCGCCGCGCGAUCAACGCCCCCUGCCAAAUCCGACGCCUUCACGCCCCCCGACAACUACCUCUUCGACUGCGGCAGCCCCACCCCCACCACCACCCCCGGCAACCGCGUCUUCGUCGGUGAUUCCGAAGCCGCCAAAUUUCUAGCCUACGGCGGCACCCCCAUCGCCGCCGCCGCACCGCAGCCCGACCCCACCGUGCCCUUGCCGAUCUACAACACCGCCAGCGUCUUCGACAAUGUCGCGACGUACACGUUCCACGUGACCCGACCCGGAUGGCACUGGAUCCGGCUCCACUUCGCUCCCAUUCAGAACAACGCCGGGAAGGAUCUCAAAACCGCGAAAUUCAGGGUGACGACUGAGCGCCUCGUGUUGAUACAGAGCUUCGAGAACCCCAAUGCCACGUGGAGCAUGAGGGAGUUCCUCGUCAACGUUACCACGGAACGCUUUUCCGUUAUGUUCACCCCCAACACCGGCAGCUUCGCCUACAUCAGCGCCAUCGAGUUCACGUCCGCGCCGGAUAUCUUGCUCGCCAAUAACGCCGCCGCCGUUUUCCCCAAGGGAGAUUAUUCUGGGCUGUCCAACGUCGCGUAUCAGACGGCGUACCGGCUCAACUCCGGCGGCCCCUUGAUCACGCCGCAGAACGAUACCCUAGGCCGGAGUUGGGAGCCCGAUCAGCCCUACCUCGACCCCAAAUUUAUGGGCUCCGCCGCCUCCGUCCAGCCUAACGUCAUAACCUACCCCGAGGGCGAGUCGCCGCUCAUCGCGCCGCCUAUGGUUUACGCCACCGCCACCCAGAUGGCGGACGCUAAUGUUCAGGUUCCUAAUUUCAACAUUACAUGGAGAAUGAAGGUCGACAAAACAUUCCAGUAUUUCAUUCGCCUCCACUUCGCCGACAUCGUGAGCAAGGCCGCGAACGAACUCUACUUCAACGUGUACCUCAACGGGAGGGCAGCCAUCACGGGCCUCGAUCUAACGACGGUGGCUGGCGGCCUGAGCGCGGCCUAUUUUGCGGACUUCGUGUUGAACUCGAGCAUGGUGACGGGCCUGGAUCCAUUGACAGUCCAAGUAGGGCCGAUGAGCCAAAACGUGGGCACCAGAAAUGCCCUUCUCAAUGGCAUUGAGGUGUUCAAGAUGAACAAUUCCGUAGGCAGUUUGGAUGGAGAGUUUGGCGUCAAUGGUGAAAGGCUCGACGGCAACGGCGUGAACGGAACGGUGGCCGCCGUGGGGUUCGCGAUGAUGUUCGGUGCGUUCAUCGGAUUAGGCGCGAUGGCGAUGAAGUGGAAGAAGAGGCCUCAAGACUGGCAGAAGAGGAACAGCUUCUCUUCGUGGCUGCUACCCAUUCACGCAGGAGAUGCGAGCUUUUUGUCCGGCAGCAAGACUUCUUUAGGGUCGAGAAAAAGCCAAGUUUUCUCGUCCACCAUGGGCUUAGGCCGAUAUUUCUCUUUUGCUGAGCUGCAGGAGGCCACCAACAACUGGGAAUCCACCGCCAUCAUCGGCGUUGGCGGCUUCGGAAACGUGUAUCUUGGAACCAUCGACGACGGCCUAAAAGUGGCGGUGAAGCGGGGCAAUCCGCAGUCGGAGCAGGGGAUCAACGAGUUCCAGACGGAGAUCCAGAUUCUAUCGAAGCUCAGGCAUCGCCAUCUAGUGUCGUUGAUCGGCUACUGCGACGAGAACGCUGAGAUGAUCCUUGUCUACGAGUUCAUGGCCAACGGACCUCUCAGAGACCAUCUUUACGGAAAGGAUCUCCCCACAUUACCAUGGAAGCAGAGGCUGGAGAUAUGCAUCGGCGCUGCUCGAGGUUUGCAUUAUCUUCACACAGGGGCGGCUCAGGGCAUCAUCCACCGCGACGUCAAGACCACAAACAUCUUGCUCGACGAGAACUUGGUGGCCAAGAUGGCCGAUUUCGGGCUCUCCAAGGACGCCCCGGGGGCGGAGCAGACGCACGUGAGCACGGCCGUCAAGGGCAGCUUCGGGUACCUGGACCCGGAGUACUUCCGGAAGCAGCAGCUGACGGAUAAGUCGGACGUCUACUCCUUCGGGGUGGUGCUGCUGGAGGCGCUCUGCGCCCGCCCCGCCAUCAACCCUGCAUUGCCCAGGGAGCAGGUGAACCUGGCUGAAUGGGCAAUGCAGUGGAAGAGGAAGGGCCUCCUCGACAAGAUCAUCGACCCCACGCUGGUGGACCACAUCAGCCCCGAGUCCAUGGCCAAAUUCGCCGAGGCUGCUGAGAAAUGCCUAUCGGAGUACGGGGUCGAUAGGCCCACCAUGGGCGACGUGCUCUGGAACCUUGAGUACUCGCUCCAGAUGCAGGAGUCGUGGUUGCAGGAGCACGGAGUCGUGGCGGGGGAGGUUGGAACAACAACAACCCCGCCUUCGCCUCACGUUGUGGUCUCCACUGGCAUCGAGGAAUCUGCUCCUGCAGCUGCGGUGGUGACCGCAGCAGAUCUCGUGCCGCCCUCCACGAUUGAGGAGGGCAGACCUGCGGGUGAAGCUGAAGACCACGAGCACUCGGGAACUGCCAUGUUCGCACAGUUUGCAGCUCUCAAUGGCCGCUAGAUGUUACACCAGACCAGAUCCUCUCUUGUAAAUUUUACUUCUCUAUAUCAUCAAAUACAUGCCGUGUGUAAAUGGAUAGAUCCUGCAUUCUAUACUAUUGCAUUGACUUAACUUUAUAUGGGUUUCUCUGUAUGCUCAUUCUUACCAUUAAUUAUAUGAAACCAGUACUGAUAGGUGGGGAACGCAGCCAUACCAUCUUUCUGUUCA
Salvia miltiorrhiza (redroot sage) is the source of this 2835-nucleotide messenger RNA. RefSeq names its product probable receptor-like protein kinase At2g21480. Gene Ontology annotation, biological process: protein autophosphorylation. Gene Ontology annotation, cellular component: plasmodesma; plasma membrane. Gene Ontology annotation, molecular function: transmembrane receptor protein tyrosine kinase activity; ATP binding. Lineage: Eukaryota; Viridiplantae; Streptophyta; Magnoliopsida; Lamiales; Lamiaceae. The record is from RefSeq and is a predicted model, not a curated record.